AUGACACGAGCGCUAAGAAUCCUCACUGAAAACAUCAACGCCGCCUCCGUAACAGCACCGCCGCCAGAAGCCUUGGCGUUGGAGUCAGACUUCGUCGUGAUUCUCGCAGCCUUGCUCUGUGCCUUGAUAUGCGUUGUCGGACUCAUCGCCGUAGCCCGAUGCGCCUGGCUCCGACGAGACUCCGGCACCGGAAACUCUCCUCAGCAAGCUUUAGCUAACAAAGGACUCAAGAAAAAAGUUCUUCAAUCGCUUCCGAAAUUCGCUUACGUCGAUAGCAACCCUACGAAAUGGUUGGCGACAACUGAAUGCGCGAUUUGUCUCUCUGAUUUCGCCGCCGGCGACGAGAUCCGUGUGCUACCGCAGUGUGGACACGGAUUCCACGUUGCUUGCAUAGACACAUGGCUUGGGUCCCACUCUUCUUGCCCUUCCUGUAGACAAAUUCUGGCGGUGACAAGGUGUCAGAAGUGUGGCCGGUUUCCGGCAACCGGAGCUGAAGCUACCGCUGUUGCCGUUAAUGAAUUGGAGUCGAAAUCUGCAGAAGAUAGCAAUGUUGGUGCUAAUAGUAAUAAUAAUUGUAACGGGGGUGUUAGUAGUAGUAAUAAUUCUGGAAAUCACAGCCACAGUGUAAACAGUGGGUUCUUGCCUUAA
Vicia faba (fava bean) is the source of this 648-nucleotide messenger RNA. The record is from the annotation of a GenBank genome assembly. Lineage: Eukaryota; Viridiplantae; Streptophyta; Magnoliopsida; Fabales; Fabaceae.